GGACCUUGCACUUGAGAGGCAGGCAGUGGAACCACUGAGUUAAAUCCCUGGCCCUCCCCACUUUUCCUCCAUGAAGUACUUACAUGCCUCUCACCAUUUGUGAGAAAGAGAGCUGCAGAGUGCGCCCCCUCCCUGGGCAGCACCAUGGGUGGGUAACCAUACCAUUUUCACCUAGGGGGAAGCAGGCCUGAGGCAGGGUGAAGCCUCUGGGAACCUACCCCUCCUCUUUCUCCCCUGGUGUGUCCUGUCACAGGAAUCUGACAGGGCAUCAGAUUCCCUCUUUCUUCACCCAGAGACCUUUAAGUAUCCUCUCACACGCAGAAUGGUGUCUCUGCCUGCCUUGAGAUACCUCCGUGAUUUAAGUUCUUUUCCUUUAUUUUUUUUCUGACUGUACACACUUUUGUUUUAAAAACUGUGGUUUCUCAUGAGCUGUUAUCUAUUGAUACCUCUCACCUCUGUGGUAAGGCGAAGAAAUCAUAUUUUCAGUUGACUCGUAAAGGGCAAAGAAAAAACCCAAAAUUUCAAAAUUUCCGUCUGUCUCAUAAUCAAGAAGAGAAGAAACAGCAAGAGAGAGAGAGAGAGAGAAAAAACUAUGAGAAACCCCCCCACCUCGUGAUUAUCAGCACACAUACUCAUCGAAAAAAAAUUGGAUUAUUAGAAGAGAGGUCUGCGGCUUCCACACCGUGGUUUUUUCUCGGUAUAAAAGCAAAGUUGUUUUUGAUAUGUGACAGUUUCCCACAAGCCAGGCUGAUCCUUCUCUGUUGGUCCAAUUCACCAAGCCUGCCCUCGGAAAAGCACCCGAUGCCCAACCCCAGGCCAGCCAAGCCCUUGGCCCCUUCCUUGGCCCUCGGCCCAUCCCCAGGAGCCUCACCCAACUGGAGGGCUACACCCAAGGCCUCAGACUUGCUGGCACCCAGGAGCCCAGGGGGAACCUUCCAGGGUCGGGACCUCCGCAGUGGGACUCAUGCCUCCUCUUCUUUGAACCCCCUACCACCAUCGCAGCUUCAGCUGCCCACAGUGCCCUUAGUCAUGGUGGCACCCUCUGGUGCACGGCUGGGCUCCUCACCCCACCUGCAGGCACUUCUGCAGGACAGGCCACAUUUUAUGCAUCAGCUCUCCACUGUGGACGCCCAUGCCAGGACCUCUGUGCUACAGGUGCGCCCACUGGACAACCCAGCAAUGAUCAGCCUCCCGCCAUCCACCGCUGCCACUGGGGUCUUUUCCCUCAAGGCCCGACCUGGCCUACCACCUGGGAUCAACGUGGCCAGCCUAGAGUGGGUGUCCAGGGAGCCAGCACUGCUCUGCACCUUCCCAAGCCCCAGUGCGCCCAGGAAGGACAGUACCCUUUCAGCCGCGCCCCAGGGCUCCUUCCCUCUGUUGGCAAAUGGUGUCUGCAAGUGGCCUGGAUGUGAGAAGGUCUUCAAGGAGCCAGAGGACUUCUUCAAGCACUGCCAGGUGGACCAUCUCCUGGAUGAGAAGGGCAGGGCGCAGUGUCUCCUCCAGCGAGAGGUGGUGCAGUCUCUGGAGCAGCAGCUAGUCCUGGAAAAGGAGAAACUGGAUGCUAUGCAGGCCCACCUGGCAGGGAAAAUGACACUGACCAAGGCUCCAGCAGCGGUGUCAUCCGACAAGGGGUCCUGCUGCAUUGUAGCUGCUGGCACCCAGGGCAGCAGCAUCCCAGGCUGGCCCGGCCCCCAAGAGGCCACUGAUAGCCUGUUUGCUGUGCGGAGGCACCUGUGGGGCAGCCAUGGAAACGGCACCUUCUCAGAGUUCUUCCACAACAUGGACUACUUCAAGUUCCACAACAUGCGGCCCCCUUUCACCUAUGCCACCCUCAUCCGCUGGGCUAUCCUGGAGGCUCCCGAGAAGCAGCGGACACUCAAUGAAAUCUACCGGUGGUUCACACGCAUGUUUGCCUAUUUCAGAAACCACCCUGCCACCUGGAAGAAUGCCAUCCGCCACAACCUGAGCCUGCACAAGUGCUUUGUGCGGGUGGAAAGCGAGAAGGGGGCCGUGUGGACCGUGGACGAGUUUGAGUUCCGCAAGAAAAGGAGCCAGCGACCCAGCAGGUGCUCCAACCCUACACUGGGCCCCUGACCUCAAAGCCAAGGAGAGGAAGAAGGAUGGAAGGGGUCAAAAUUGAGGGCAGAAGUGGUGGGGGCAGGGUGGGCAGGCCCUGGACAUGUCCAUGGGGACCAAGAAAUGAGGUAUCCACUGUCUUGCCUGCCACAGCCCCUGCUUCCCAGCUUAGCUGCCCUCCUGGAUCCGCCCCAAGGCUGUUCAGAGGGUCUCCAGUCCCAGCCCAGCCCAGCCCCCACCUCCACAACCCCUCCGUAUGGGCCCUCACCACCAGCCAUACACAGCCUGCCUCAGCCACCCUCACAGAUGACCUCAGAGUGGAAAAGUCACACACAUACACACACGCAGUCACAGUCCUAUCCCCUAGACACACACAAACCCCAAGAUACAAAGAACUUGCCUUGGUAUACUCAAAUGUCCUCAAUGCUGUGUAGUCACAUAAACAGUCACAUUCAAGCACAAUCCUGUCAACUCACGUGCCCAAAAGCACGAAGCCGCAGCCAGCCUCUGGGCCCACGGAUGCAAGGUCAAGCAGAGGUUUGCCCAGGCCCCCGCACAGCAGCAGCAUCAGUACCCUCGGGAUCACAGGUCACAAAAAGCCACAAAUACACUUAACUGGGCACACAUGGUCUCAUGCAGCUCCCAACACGUACUUAGUCACAGACACACCCUGUUAGGACUCACCUGUGUAUCUCACACACGUGCACACUCACAGCUCCCCAGAGUGUCUCCUGAGUCCAGUGAGGACACACACUGACUCACCAGAAGGUACUGGGUGUCUCACUUGCCAGCCACCCCACUCCCUCCCCUGAGCCCUGAUCCAUGCCUCAGCUAGACUGCAGAAAAGCCCCUCCUUUAUUUGAGAUCCAAGGCCCCCAGCCCCCAGUUCCCUCCCCAAUAAACUGCAGUCAUUUCUACAUGCUGGGCUAUCACCCCAGAUUGGGCUUGGGGUCCAGUGGGGAGGCAUCUGGGUCUAAGGCCUCAAUGGGAGGAACUGGAUGG
This is a messenger RNA of Fukomys damarensis (Damara mole-rat), 3078 nucleotides long. It is a transcript of the gene Foxp3, whose product is annotated as forkhead box P3. Gene Ontology annotation, cellular component: nucleus. The transcript is spliced from 12 exons. NCBI's taxonomy places the organism in Eukaryota, Metazoa, Chordata, Mammalia, Rodentia, Bathyergidae. The record is from RefSeq and is a predicted model, not a curated record. Gene Ontology annotation, biological process: regulation of transcription by RNA polymerase II. Bases 802 to 2094 code for a protein of 430 amino acids. Gene Ontology annotation, molecular function: DNA-binding transcription repressor activity, RNA polymerase II-specific; RNA polymerase II cis-regulatory region sequence-specific DNA binding.